This is a messenger RNA of Aureobasidium musti, 6207 nucleotides long. NCBI's taxonomy places the organism in Eukaryota, Fungi, Ascomycota, Dothideomycetes, Dothideales, Saccotheciaceae. The record is from the annotation of a GenBank genome assembly.
AUGGCUUCGUGGAUGCCAGCCUACUUCCAGAAGCGCCUGCUUCGGACUGCCCUCUCGCGUAUCGCUUUGCUGGAUGUAGACUCAUUAGAUCUCGAAUCCUUGGGCGUGAAGAUCGGCAGGACCAGCACUGUCGAGCUCAAGAAUGUCGGGCUCCAUGUCCAGGAACUCUCGGCUUUGCUGCAACUUCCACCAGACCUUCGCCUCCAUGUCGCCCGUGUACUAUCGCUCCGCCUGACUGUUCCUGCCAAUUUCUUCCAACAGAGCAUCGUCGCCGAAGUAGAUGGUAUCGAGAUCCACGUUGCAGCAGACGUGCCUGCCAGCCCCAACGACAAUGCCGCCGACGCAAAGGCUCCAGACCAUCGCAAGACGAACCGACGGAUACACUCUCCUUCCCCUUACCAUGAUAGUGGCGGUCUGCCCAACACUCAGAAACUCGCUCAGUCCAUCUUGCUCGAAGAACCGGCCGAAGAAAAACAAGAGUUGGAGGCUCGCUAUAUGGCCAAGUCGUCUCUGAGCGACACAAGCGAUGAGCUAGGUACUGGCACGAGUCUGGGUCUGCCAGCCAUCAUUGCUACUUUUCUGCAAGGAAUCGUAGAUCGUAUCCAAGUCAGGAUCAAAGAUGUCAACAUCAGGCUGUCUCUCCACGACUCAACCCCUGAAGCCUCUCCCAUGACCUUCAUCGCACAUUUGGACGACGUCCAUGUCAAUGCUGCUGUUCCAUAUGUUGCUGAUCAUGAUAGAGACCGCCAAGUGCCUGCUGGAAAGCGAAGGCAGAUCGCCCUCAACGGGCUCAGCGUCCACCUUUUGCGCGAGGAACGAUAUGCUCAUACGCGUACGUCCGUGGCUGAUUUGUUUGCAUCAUAUACAUCGAGUAGCACAAACAGAAAAGAGAGGCGGACUAGUGAUACUCACUCGGAACAUGAACCAGCUCUAGCGGAAUCUGGUGUCCUACCACACAUGAACUUCCCAGCUCACGCGUAUCUAUCCGACGACUCGGACCACGAAAGUUUGCCGGAUGAGAUGAUGCAAAGCACUGCCUCNUUUGACAUUCGCCCUGGUGAAGACAACAUCUCUUGGGCGUCUAGAAGAAGUCGAGGCUCUUCUGAUCACGAUCAAAUAUGGUCUUCGUUCGCUCCGGACGAUGAUCGAUCCGCAUCUGAGUUACUACAGGACUUGUCAUCUUCAGUCUUUAUGAGUACAGUUGAUGCUCGAGGCUCCCCGAGCGUUAUGUCACAAUCGACAAUCGGACAGUCUUUCACAAGUGCACAAGCCCCACAGACCGCCUCAAGUUCAAGGUUCAUACACCACAAUACGGACUUGAGCCCCGAUCGCGGGAACGAAGACGUCCCAGAUAACGUUGGUGCUAGAGACACGCUGGCUUCGUCCCCUCUCAAAUCAGACGAUGGAGCAGAUUUGACAGAAUCUGUAGUUUACAGUCAUGCUGAGGCGGAGAGCAUGUACAUGAGUGCUGUAGGUCAAGAGCCCGGAUCUCCAAACCUCAAUACACUACCAGGAGGCUGGAACUCUGUUAUAGAAGAUGAAGACUCCGACCCUCCGUUUUUGUCGCAGCACUUAGAUGAGCAAUCCGGCUAUGAAUCUGAGGAUAAAGCUCCUACUCCAACUUUGAGAGAUCAAUCACCUGGCAUGGAGCGCCAGUCUGCUGCGGAAGCACAAGAUCCAAAGGAUACAUCUUUCACAUACGUUUCGAAAGAGAUUCUAGUCAUGCACGAGUUGAGAGUUGGCAUCUGUCAAUCUCCACGCACAAGCAAACAGGUGCAUAGAGUAGAAGAUUCUAUCUCUCAGAGUUCGAUGACAACCUCUGCCUUUCAGCAAGCUCCAGGCGCAUUCUCGAUCUAUGCUGGGUCAGGCCGUCCAUCCUUGCGAUUCAACGCGCCUCCUACAAUUGAUGAAACUACAAUUCGCGAGGAAGGUGAGAUGACGGACACAACUAUCGAGGUUGAAGUAACCCCGAUUAUGUUGCAGUUGGACGCUGGUACAAUCCGUUCUUUGAUCACACUAGUAGAGGUAGCGAAAAAUCCGAGCCAAACUUCAGCACCAAGGGAAAGUUCUGAACACAAUGAUGCGGUUGUUGACCAGAAUAUACCGGGGCUUUCGUUGCACCUGGCAACCUUCUGCGUGUCCUUGUUCGAAGAUCUACCGGAGUCAUCGGUAGAGCUGGUCAAUUUGUCCAUGUGGCGACCUGGACCAUAUCCCGACCACGAGAGGAGAGCGUUGCUGCAACUCCAGUUACAACGACUUGAUCUCGAAAUUGACAGUCAUCCUCCUCCUGCAGAAGUCAAGCUCAAGAUUGGCAAUUUCACGUUUACGGCUGGUACCAACGACAUUCUCUCUUUCGAUCUUAUGAAGCACCACCCAGAGCAAAGGGGUACUCAACACGCGAUGACCGCCACAUCUACCACAAGGACAACUCUCCAAGGGCAAAGCGUGAGAAGGAUAGAAGCCGAACUACUUCCUCUUCGUAUCAAUCUGGACCUGGUGAAGUUCGAUGAAGAUUUUGACACACUAGGCGGUAUGGUUGGUAUCGUCGAGAUGAGCUCCUCCUUGUUUUCGAGCGGUUACUUCUCCAACAGGCAAGAGACCUCCACACCGCCACGUAAAGGGGUCCGCUUCCAGGAAUCAGUUACCGAUGAGAGCACUGCACUUGAGACAAAAUUUAACGCACGACUGGAAAGGAUUGAUAUAAUGCUGAGCUCGAAAUCAUGUUCAGUGGAAGUGCAAGCAUCAACGACGAAAGUUGUACACCGACAAAGUGGUGUCAUUGUUGGCAUCGAAACGUUGUCUCUCGCGUUACCCACACCAGACACUUCGGCUGUUCCUUCCAGCCUCGACAUCGUUGUGAAACAGGUCAAACUGGUCUAUACCUUCUUGCCAUCACAGCAAGAUUUAGGCCGUCUAAUAUCUCUUGUCACUCCGUCAAAGAACAAAUACGAGAACGAUGAUGAUAUCCUGAUCGACACGCUUCUCAGGCAAAGGAGGAAAGGAUCAGUUCUGAACGUACAGGCAUCGUCCUUCCAGACAUGUAUCCACCGGUGGGACUUCAUACCACAUCUCCAGUCACUCGGUGAAGAGCUCUCUAAACUAUCGGCAGUCACGAAGUACUUACCUGAGGAUGAUGCUCCUGGAAUUCUGGUUCUGGUUAAGCUCGCCAAUACAAAGCUCACGUUACCUGUCAAUGAUAGAUUCGGGUUUUUGCAUGUUUCUUUGAUGAACAUACAUAUCGCUCACGUCGGUUUGCCCGCUCUCUCUGCACUCUCUGUGGGCAACAUAAGCUUGAGCUCUACAGGGGGACAAGAGAUGAUCCAUGAGAUGCUUCCAGGAGCCUGUACAGAGGAUUAUCCUAUGCUUAUGAUGCGUAUGGUUGGUGACGAAGUAGAGCCCGUGGUCAAGUUGAAGCUUUUCAACAUCUGCGUCGAGUACGAUGUCCCUACACUCCUGUCUCUCACCAAUACCGAGACUGCCUCAGAGGUAGAGCAGAAAGUGCAAGAUACUGCGGCGUCCGCUUUAGACAUUAACAGUCCAGAGCUUGAGAAGACGUCAGGACCGCCAUCUGCAACCAACAGAUCAUCCGAUAGCAUCAACAAGAAGCUCGCCAUCGACGUUCUACUACAUGGCUGCGGCUUUGGUCUACAGCCUAGAGAGUUGAAUUCUAAAGGCAUUCUUCUACUGAACGACACGAAAUUCGGCACUUCGGUUCCGCCAGACGAGUCCUUCGAGGCUGUCCUCAACAUUCGACAAGGGACCCUUCAUGUCGUUGACCACGAAAUCAUGCAAUCCACCGGAGGCCAGCUNUCUCCUACUUCAUCUUCUCAGCCCAGUCACUCGUCACAUCUGCAAACUUAUCUUCUCGACAAGGGUUACGUUGCGGUCAGUUCAAUCAGAUCCGCUCAAGCCACUGUGUCUGUUCUCGAGGAAGGACCCAGUCACGACAAGUUCAUAGAUGUCGAAGUGCGUGACGAGUUCUUCUUGUUGGAAACGUGUGCAGAUUCUACACAGACUUUGAUUGCUGUCCUCAAUGGUCUAUCACCACCAGUAUCUGCCAAUAACGACCCCAAAUUCCGUCCUCAACCUGACACUGGCCUUAUGACACUGGACGAUAUGGUGAACUCAUUUUCGGGUGAAGCGUUCGUCAAACCCGGCCCCGCUNNCCCCUCUGCGUUGUUCGAUGCUGAGAUAGACCUGCCACUGUCUGAAGAAGACAGUCUGAUGGUUGGGUCAGAUACGGCAUCGGGUCUCUAUGAGCCAGUGGAUGAAGGUAUGGGCUUUGAAGAAGGAGACUUCUACAGUGGUGGCAACCUUCAAUCAGAUACUGUCGAAAGUCUUCUCGAGCAAGAUCCUUUCGAAAUGACAAGUUCACCGCAAUUUGGCGACGAUGCCUUGUUGCGCAGUCUGCGAAAAGAGCUCGGCGGUUCGGACGUUGCAACUGCUGCGGUUGUAAAGCCAUUCUACCAGGAUGAUCGACAACUAGACAAGAUAUAUGGAGGUUCGAGAGCACUCGGCGAAGCUCACGAGCAGCAAAAACGAUUUCCAAUGCAAGUUCGAGUUCGAGAGGUUAACAUCAUCUGGAAUCUGUACGAUGGCUACGAUUGGCGACGUACACGCGAAACGAUCACCCAGGAAGUCGAAAAGGUGGAAAUGGAGCUCGAAGAACGUAAGUCGAACAGACGAAGGUCCAAUACCUUCGAGGACGACACCGAGACGGUCAUUGGUGAUUGCUUGUUCAAUUCUAUCUACAUAGGCGUCCCUUCGGCUCGCGAACCGGCCGACCUUCGACAUUCAAUCAGUAACUUGAUAAACCAAGGAAACGAGGCUGCUAGUGAGACAGAAAGUUAUGCCACCACUGGCACAUCCAGGCCUAGCCAAGCUGAUAUCGGCCGCCAGAAAAGGCUCCGNAAAAAGCGACUCCGUCUUCAGCGUGGUACAUCCCACAAACUCGGCUUUGAGCUCAAAGGAGUCUCCCUCGAUUUUCUCGUACAUCCACCUGAUAGCGGCGAAGUGCAAAGCUCUGUCGAUGUCAGGGUGACUAACUUUGAGAUUUUCGAUCAUGUACCGACCUCCACCUGGAANAAGUUCUUGACGCUCCACAGCGAUAAGAAAAACAUGCGCGAGAUGAUGAAGCCCAUGAUUCAUUUGGAGCUCUUGAACGUUCGACCUGUGCCAGAAUUAGUAGCCACCGAAAUGACUAUUCGUGCUUCUAUUCUGCCGCUACGCCUGCAUGUCGACCAAGACGCAUUGGAGUUUAUGACCCGCUUCUUCGAUUUCAAAGACGAUUCGUCCAAGCCUGCCGAUGCUACUGCCGAGCCACCAUUCAUACAACGGUUAGAAGUCAACACGGUCAAUCUGUGCCUCGACUAUAAACCGAAAAAGGUUGACUAUGUCGGUUUGCGAGGUGGCCGCAUGUCAGAGUUUAAGAACUUCGUGACUCUCGAAAAGGCUGAUAUUAAGCUGAAGCAUGCAAUCAUUUACGGCCUUAGAGGGUUCGAUACGCUGCAUGAUACUCUGAGCGACAUCUGGACGCCCGAUGUGAUACACAAUCAGCUUCGUGGAGUGCUCGCUGGUAUUGGGAUGACAAGACCGCUUGUCGAACUUGGCAUGGGAAUCCGUGACAUUGUAGCAGUCCCUGUCGCUGAGAUGAGGAAGGAUGGCUUCAAGGUUCGCAGCGUGCANAAAGGUGCCGUCAAAGCUCUGAGCACGACCUCAUCCGGAUUCGCACGCUUGAUUGCUAAGGUCGCGAUUGGUACCGGGACCAGAUUGCAAGAGGUCGAAGAUAUGCUCUCCGCGGGUCAGCGUCCCCGCACCCACCAAGGACUGUCAAGUGUUGAGGAAGAAUACGAGGAGCUCGAACCGCGCCAGGUCAGCAACUAUGCAGAUCAACCCCUGGGCGUGCUCCAAGGGCUGCAUUCCGCCCGUCGCUAUCUCGAGCGAGAUCUGACGACGGCACGGGAUGCUAUAAUUGCUGUGCAGGGAGACUUCAUGGCCAGCGGGACCGCUGCAGGGGCUGUCCAGGCGGUGGUUCGACAUGCGCCCACCAUCUUGCUUCAACCCGUCAUCGGAGUGAGCCGCGCAGUUGGUCAGACGUUCAAAGGUGUUGGCAAUCAAGUCGACCGUGACCACAUCAAGAAGUCGGAAGAUGUAAGUCUAUUGCUUGAGCAUCCACUCUCACCCACAUUAUUGUCUUCAAGCUCAUAA